Messenger RNA from Colletotrichum gloeosporioides, 2094 nucleotides. RefSeq names its product TBC1 domain family member 5. The record is from RefSeq and is a predicted model, not a curated record. Bases 1 to 2094 code for a protein of 697 amino acids. Gene Ontology annotation, molecular function: GTPase activator activity. Gene Ontology annotation, biological process: activation of GTPase activity. NCBI's taxonomy places the organism in Eukaryota, Fungi, Ascomycota, Sordariomycetes, Glomerellales, Glomerellaceae. The transcript has 6 exons.
AUGAGAGCCCUCGAUGAGACCCAGACCCGAUGGGCCGAGACUUUGAAGUACGCAGGCAUUCUGCCUGAUUUACAGCGCGCACGCGAUCAUUUCUUGAAGUUCAUAAAGCAUCCCGAAGAGCUUGCCAAAGUGGCUGUUGAUCCUCUGACCGAUGAUCCGAAGUCCCCUUGGAACACCGUCCGGCAGGACGAGAUUAUUCGAGCAGAAAUCGCGCAGGACGUUCGCCGCCUCCCAGACGAGCCAUUUUAUCACGAAGAACGAAUCCAAACGAUGAUCAUUGAUGCGCUAUUCGUGUACUGCAAAUUGCAUCCGAACAGCGGUGGCUAUCGUCAGGGAAUGCAUGAGCUUUUUGCGCCCAUUGCCUAUGUCGUCAACCAAGAUACGCUGGACCGCGAAAGCGUCUCUUCGAGUGGUGUCACGGCAGAUGAGACAAUGCUCACAGUGCUUGAUUCGUCCUACAUUGAGCAUGACACCUUUGCGAUGUUCUCAAAGAUCAUGGAGAAAGCGAAGGCGUUUUACGAAGUUAAGGAUUCCAUUUCUAGAGCAGCACUGGCAUCCGCUUCCAAGGAUCGGGCAGAAACCUCGGCCAUCGUCGAGAAGAGCAAGUACAUCCACGAGGUUUGCUUGGCAAAGGUCGAUCCUGAGCUGGCAAACCAUCUCAAAGAUAUUGAAAUCCUGCCACAGAUCUUUCUUAUUCGUUGGAUCCGCCUUCUGUUUGGGCGCGAAUUCCCAUUUGAUCAGUGUCUCGUACUCUGGGAUACCAUGUUUGCCGUCGACCCGUCGCUCAACUUGAUUGAUCUGAUUUGCGUUGCUAUGCUAAUUAGGAUCCGCUGGAGUUUGCUCGAAGCAGACUAUUCUGUCUGUUUACAGUUGCUCUUGAAAUACCCAGCCCCUGAAGCUCCCCAUGGCCCACACACAUUCGUGGACGAUGCAGUGUAUCUCAGAACGCAUCUUAAUAUGUCAGGUGGCGCGUCACUUAUCUUGAAAUACACGGGGAAGAUGCCGAGCUCAACACCGACGCCAUCGGCUGGUAGCUCGCGGCCAUCGACGCCGAUGGGUCAGGCAUUCUCCUCGUUCAGGCACCGCAACAAGGGAGCGCACUCCCCAAUACCGUCCCCAGGCAGGUUCAUCCAACAGCAAGGCGGCGUGGAGGCUUUGUUUCAAGGUGCCGCCAAAAACAUGCUCGAAAGGAGCGAGAAGCUGGGCAUUAACCAGGCCGUUCGGGAUGCCAUGGGCGAAAUCAAAAGAAACAUGCAAGGCCUCAACGACGUGCGCUACUCGCCUCGUGUGGCGAGGCAGCUGCUCAAUGACGAGACCGCGGCCCAGGCAGUGGCCGCAUUGGAGAGAAGAAAUAGACUAUUGGCCAAUAUGCUAGACGAGACGGUUUCUAGUCUGAGAUCUCUGGCUACAUCUGAUCUGGAUAACAAGGUUAAGACUCUAGAGCUUGUCGAAGUCGCUGCCGCGAAGGUCCAGUUCGUAAAGGUGUACUUGGAGGAUUCCACUAUCGAGGUCCCGGAUCUGGAGAGCAUCGCAAGCCCGACAUCCGAGGAUAACAAAGAAGAGGUCCCGAUGGACAUCGGACCAGACGAUAGCGCCGUUCUCGGUGGGAUGCCCGCCCCUGAAAACGUCGCAAAUGGCAUUUCAACUUUGUCGCUUCAAGAAGACGGGAAGCCGAAAUCUUCGGAUCCGCAACCGAUUCUGCCUGAUGCAAUGGAGAUCACCGAAGACAGCCUUCCUACCCAGCCAUCGGAGGCGCCAUCAGUGUCGGUGUCAAGUCCGGCAUCUGGAACUCCCUCACCGAAGGUCCAGCGGCCUCAACCGCCGAUCCCAACACGGUCAACUCUCGCACAGUCUUCGUUCUCUUGGAUGCUCGAGCCGGACCAGUCGGCGCACUCAGCAACGCCGCCGCAGCUACCAAAGGCUACUUCAGGAGGCAACCACCGCAAGCGACCUUCUGGGAAUAUCAGCAGAGAGCGCAACGCAUUUCUCUUUGGCGAGGUCGUGGCCGAGUCAGAAGACCAGAGCAAACCGGUCAAGUCGGACGAUAUUUUUGGACUACAGCCGAUGGGCAAGUCGAAGUCCCCUUUUGCAUGA